Molecule: messenger RNA, 2434 nt
Organism: Tetrahymena thermophila SB210
Lineage: Eukaryota; Ciliophora; Oligohymenophorea; Hymenostomatida; Tetrahymenidae
Product: endoplasmic reticulum-intermediate compartment protein
Exons: 4
Source: RefSeq, a predicted model, not a curated record
UUAAUUUUUACAGGAAAAAAUUAUUCAGAAUUUAAUUGAUAAUAGGCAAACAAAGUAGAGAUAAAGAAUAAAAGAAAAGCAAACAAUGAAAUUAGUAGAAUUUUUUAAAAGUUUAGACUUAUUUUCUGAGCCUGUUUAAUUCAAUUCUAGUAGACAGAAAUUCAGAAAAAGGACUUUUUUAGGUGCAAUUUUAACAUUAUUAAUUAUCUUAAUAACUAUCAUUUAUUUUGUGUAUUAAUCCUACCAAUAUUUCACUGGAUAAAUGGAUCCUAAAUUUAUAUCAUAAACUUAUGUAUCAUAAAAUAUUGAUAUUUAAGUUAACAAUGAAAUGUUUGGGUUUGAUUAUUUAAAUAUUUACAAUGGUUAAUACUUAAAUUAAUUAUAAGAGCAAUAAAAUAAAACAUAUAUUGUAUUUGUUGGAGCUUUUCUUCUAACUAAUGGUACAAAGAAUGAAAUUAUAUAUUUAGAUAUAAUAAAAUGUUAAAAUCCAGAAUUAAAAGGAUUAAAUUGUUUUGAUUUUAGUAAAAUACCUAGCGCAGCUUUGGUAUUAUUAAAUAAUGACACAAUUUUUUCUUACAUAAAUUUGCUUCUUUUCAGAUGCUAAGAUGUUGAUUCAUGGAAAUCUUUUGUUCCUGAUAAUUGUGCAGAUUAACAAUCAAUAGAUAAUUUUAUUAAUCUAGAACCUUUUAUGUUAAAUGUAAAAAUAUAAGUUUCUUAAUUUAACACAACUUCGCAGUAAAUCGAAUAUUAAUAUAGAACUUAGACCUUCAUUAAUUAGGCAAAUACCUUCUCAUAUAAUGAGAUAAGGGUAUAGAGUUAAUAAACUAAAGUGAAAUAAGGUUUUUUAAUUUAAUCUGAACAAAAAUUUUCUUCACCCUAUUCAUAUUAGUUGAAAAGUUAAGUAUAUAACCGCGAUUAAAUGAUAUAAGCAAAAGGUAUUUAAUGUUUUUGUCAAAUCAUCAUUAUUUCAGAUGAAACUGUAACUUACUUUAAAAUAUAAUACCCAAUAUUUACAGAGGUUUUAGCACUUUGUAACAGUACUUUAGCCUUAUUGCUACUUUUAGGAUCUUAUUGUAGAAGGCUUGCACAGAAUAUUAUCAGAAGAGAUAUAUUUUUUAUUUUAAUGAAGGAUUUUUUUUCAGGAACAUAUUUAAAUAUCUUAGAACAUAAUAAAAUAGUUGAUACCAGCAUUUAAACUGAAGAAAAUCUAAUUCUCUAGGAUGCAUAAGUUAAAGAAAAGAGUAUUGGAGAUACCGAAGAAAAUAAUAAAAAUUCUAUUCUUCCUUAUUUAACACCAAAAUCUAACUAAAAAGUAUUUUAAUAAAAUAAUGAUGAGAUUGCAGAUUAAGAUUAUAUAAAAGAAGAUACAGUAACAUCAGUCAAAUAAACAGAUAGCUCGGGUAUUGACUUUUAAAUGCCAAUGAAACUCUAAAAAUUUAAUGAAAAUGAUUAAACUCCUAAAAUAUUUAGAAAAAAAUAUUUAGUUCAGCAACCUUAGUAACAAAUGAGAGAUUCUAAAAACAGCUAAACAAGGAAUCAAUAUGUAUUCAGUAAACAUGAAAACAUAGAUAAAGAUUAAUCAAAUUUUAAUAAUGUUUAAGAAAAAAGUAAAAAAUAUAAUAACUAUACUAUUAAGCAAUUAAAUUAGCACUUUUAAACGUUGAAUGAUAAAUCUAUGCAGUUAAAACUUGAAUAAAUAAUCUAUAAACCAAAGUGUAUCAAAAGAAAGGAAUUUCUAUCUUCUAAAGGAUUAAAAUAAAAAAUAAUAAGUGAUUUUGAAAAGAGUGUUGAUGAUAGCUUAGAUUUCUUCACAUUUUAUAAAGAAAUUUUACUACUAAAGAAAGCUAUUAUGAUUUUAUUAAACAAAGAAUAAUUUGCUGCCUUAUAGAUUGUUGGAAUGGAUGUAGAAAUAAUAAACUAAAACAAGGAAAAUAAAGCACUUACUAACUAAACAGAGGAAAAAUAUGGUAAUCACUUCAGAGAGUAGUAUGAACUGUUAUAAUCAAAAGAAUUAUAAUUAUAAUAUAUAAAUGACUUUUUAAAAAGAUGUCAAUACAACAAUUAAAGUUUAGAUAACUUAGAUAAAAGAAUUUUAUCUUCAUUACUAAUAAAUUAAUGAAAGUUAUAUAUAUAAACUGAAUUCCUUUCGAAUAUCAACAGCAUAUUUGAAUAAAUUGUGAACAAAAAGAUAAAAACAAUCUCAUUAUCUAAUUUCUACUUAUUUUCAAGAAUAAUAAGUAGAACCAAUAAUAUUAAUAACAAUAAUUGUAUUAGUAUUUUUUUAAAACUAUUGUUAAUCAGUACUUGUUACUUAAUUGUUAUUUAAAUUUCCUUAAUACUUUAAUAAAGUCAUUUUUUUAAAAAUUUUUGAAAUAGUUGUUAAGAUUUAUAUGUAAUUUAAUAAUAAUAGUAAAGUAGAGGUAAUAAUAUUAAG